UUUGAAUGUGAGAAGUUGCUAUUACACAGCUUGUGUUAUAUUGUUUUUAUGCAUAUUUCUAUAUAGAUUUGGGUCCACACUCUCUCUGUUCAUUGGCAUAAGACUGUGACAGCAUCUAUGAAAUUAGGAAGUGAAGAAACCAAAGCAAAAAUAAAAAAAAGGGGGGUGUGUUUUCGUUUUACUAUCUACACCUUUCUGAUUCCUGAAAAGUACUACACCUUUCCUGCACCUUCUCACGUGCUUAAUAUAUAUAUAUAUAUACAUAUAUUCUCUAAUACUAUUACUUAUUUAUUAGUACCCUCUUCUUCUUCUUCCUCUUUGUCAUUCAUCAAAAAACUUCACAAACUCUUAUAUAUAUAUAUUUUGCUAUAAAUGAGCACAUAGUUGAGUUGAAGAGACUAAAAUGGCUUUGGAAACUAUUAUCUACGACACUAUUUCUGCAACUCCAUUUAGUAGUAGUACUAGUUCUUAUCAUCAUGAUACAAUAGAGUCUUCUUGUUUCUUGGAAAAUGCAAUGAGCUAUGAGCAGCAACAACAUCAUGAAGCGGUGAUAUUUGAUCAGAGCAAUAGAAAAAGAGAAUUUAUGGAGCAAGAUGAAACAAUGAGUAGUAAUCAAGUUGCGCAAGGGAGGAAGAAGAGGAGAAGGAAGCCAAGAGUUUGUAAGAAUAAAGAAGAAGCUGAGACACAGAGAAUCACUCACAUUACGGUUGAGAGAAACCGUCGAAAACAAAUGAACGAACAUCUCGCCGUUCUUCGAUCACUCAUGCCCGAAUCCUAUGUUCAAAGGGGUGACCAAGCCUCGAUAGUUGGUGGAGCCAUAGAGUUUGUGAAGGAACUAGAACAUCUCUUGCAAUCACUUGAAGCAAGAAAGCUACAACUCUUCCAACAAGAACUAGCAUUACAACAAAACAACAUUGAAGAAACAUCCAAUGUUUCAAAGCUCAAUAAUAUGAAACCACCAUUUGCGCAAUUCUUUGUGUAUCCUCAAUACACAUGGUCUCAAACUCCUAAUAACAAAUACACAUCCAAGACCAAAGCUGCCAUAGCCGAUAUCGAGGUUACAUUAAUCGAGACUCAUGCAAGUCUUAGAAUUCUCACUAAAACAAGACCAGGACAGUUAACUAAAUUGGUUGCUGGUUUUCAAACACUCUUUCUCACCAUUCUUCAUCUCAAUGUCACUACCAUACAACCUUUGGUUUUCUACUCUAUCAGUGCCAAGGUUGAAGAAGGAUUUCAACUUGGUUCAGUAGAUGGCAUUGCAACAGCAGUUCAUCAUUUACUUGGAAGAAUUGAGGAAGAAGCUUCACUAUGUUGUUAAACGGAGGGUGCAUGAUUUCAUGGAAAUGACAAAAUUAACCCUCAACUAGUAUUUAUGGAUGGUUUGAGUAUUUGUUCUUUUUAGUAAAUUUGGUGUGUUAAAUGUUAACUUUAGAUUACUAUAGUAGCAGUUGAUUAUGCUUUGGUUCCUAGCUACACUAGUUUGUUUGGAAUGGUUAUUAACACAAAGGUUAAAGAAAUUAGGGUUCAAACCUAAUGGCCUAAAAUCAAAGUUAUUUUGCAACAAGGGAGUGACAAUUAUCUAUCACAUAAAUUUUUUA
Molecule: messenger RNA, 1598 nt
Organism: Lathyrus oleraceus (garden pea)
Lineage: Eukaryota; Viridiplantae; Streptophyta; Magnoliopsida; Fabales; Fabaceae
Product: transcription factor bHLH71
Exons: 3
Coding region: 404-1318 (304 amino acids)
Biological process (GO): guard cell differentiation; stomatal complex development; positive regulation of DNA-templated transcription
Cellular component (GO): nucleus
Molecular function (GO): DNA-binding transcription factor activity; protein dimerization activity
Source: RefSeq, a predicted model, not a curated record